This is a messenger RNA of Pieris rapae (cabbage white), 944 nucleotides long. RefSeq names its product HORMA domain-containing protein 2-like. The record is from RefSeq and is a predicted model, not a curated record. The transcript is spliced from 5 exons. Lineage: Eukaryota; Metazoa; Arthropoda; Insecta; Lepidoptera; Pieridae. The coding region runs from base 150 to 944 and encodes 264 amino acids.
AAGCAUUGAUUAUUGAAGGCGUUUAUAAAAUAUUUAGAAAUUACAACCUGUGACAACCGUAUCCUUUAUAUCAUAUUUUUUUUAAUUUAAAAUUUUUAACAUUAUUACAUGUUGCAUAUUAUUUGCGUGUGAAAAGUUAAAUACGGAUAAUGACCGGAACUGAUUUGCGAAUGACUCAAGUGACUUCAGAAUGGGCGAAAAUAUUUACAGAUAAUGUUACUGAUAACUACACCAAUUCAAUGCUUUUUAUGAAGCAAUUAACGUGCAUCGCAGCUAGUACAAUACUAUACAUGAAAAAUGCUUUCUCUGAGGAAAACUACCAUACAGAAACUUUUGCGAACUUAAAGUUGCGACUUUUAAAGAAAACCUGUAGCGAUGAAAGAGCACAGUUUGUUAGUUCGUCUUUGCUAGCAGCUUUAAGUGCCGUCGAAAAGAAAUAUUUAGAGUCAAUAGCUCUAUGCUUUUACGAGGGCGAAGAUACGGCAGCCAAUUUAUUGGAAUAUCACAUAUUUAAAUAUCACUACAAAUCUGGCGAGGCGACAAUGAUUAUAACUUCAAAGAACAAAAAUACAGAGAGACACACGUCUUGUACAUUACAAGAUGUCCAGAUGAAAACAUUAAAAUUAAUUCGGGCGUGUAUGGUUUUUAUGAGUGGUUCAAACCUAUUUACUGAAAAUACUAACAUCGCCAUUCGAAUUUAUUUUACUUCAGACACACCCGAUGACUACGAAGUGCCCGGUUUCACAUUCGUGGACGAAGAGAUAGAUCCUUUAACGCAAACUAUGAGUGAAUCCAUUAAAUUGGCUUGUGUCGAGACGCCAUAUCAUUCGCUAACAGCACGCGGGUCCAGAAAUUGGACUUUCAAGGACAGUAAUGAGGCGUAUGCAUCUCAAAAUGUGCCGGUCCUCACAAAUGACACGGAUUUUUCUGGUAAGUGUUCUUGA